AUGCCUUCACCAUCAAAGUUUCACCUAAAGCAGUAUAAAAACAUCAAUGAAUUCCUAGCAGAAACACAGUCUUCUUUACAUGAGGAGGAGAUCAAAAAUGCAUUACUCUUGACAAUGUCUUACCAAAUACGUGACAAUCACAGCAAUAAACCCUAUUAUUGCGGUGCUGUUUGGAGCAACAGCAAUGAAACUAAGGAACAGCAAUUGAUAUUUGCCUUAUUAGCCAAAGAUCAAGAUUGCCUCUAUGCAUCGAACGUUUGUGAUGAAACCAAACUUGACGCCAUCAACUUGCUUAUAGAACAUUUACUCAACACCAGUGAUAUCUCAAUUCAAGAAAUUCAUGCAUAUCAACCUGUACUACAAACAGUCAAACGCGCUAUCGAAAAACAUAGCGUUCACCGACAUAUACGCUUCCAACAGAAGCAUCCUGUUUGGAGUUACAGAAUAACCAGCGACAACAUUAUUUGGUCCAAGCGUGCAAGAGAACUAGCCAUGACCAAUGCAACUGAACUAAGACUCGCGACAAAAAGUGAUUUAAUGCUAAUGAAGAGUUGGAUCUCGGCAUUUCUCUGUGAUGCAUUUCAAGAAAGCAACACUAAAUCUGCUGCGAUUAACGAUCUAUGCACAAGUAUGCUAGACUUAAAAGAAGCAUAUCUGUUAUGUAUUGAAGGAACGCCUGUCUGUAUGGCUCGACGUUUGCGGCCUCUAAAAUACAGUUGCUCCUUGGGUUAUGUCUACACGCCACCUAAAUAUAGGCAUAAAGGUUAUGCCGAGGCUUGCGUUACAAUGACAAGCGAGAUUCUACUAAAAUCGUUUGGCUUUAUUACAUUGUUUGUAAAUAAGGACAAGGAUAAAGACGAUAAUUUGUACACCAGGAUUGGAUACAAAUAUUACGGAGAGGCAGGCAGAUUCAUACUUUUAGAUAAAUAA
This is a messenger RNA of Mycotypha africana, 930 nucleotides long. RefSeq lists its product as uncharacterized. NCBI's taxonomy places the organism in Eukaryota, Fungi, Mucoromycota, Mucoromycetes, Mucorales, Mycotyphaceae. Gene Ontology annotation, molecular function: acyltransferase activity, transferring groups other than amino-acyl groups. The transcript has a single exon. Bases 1 to 930 code for a protein of 309 amino acids. The record is from RefSeq and is a predicted model, not a curated record.